Messenger RNA from Cavia porcellus (domestic guinea pig), 2581 nucleotides. RefSeq names its product leucine rich repeat, Ig-like and transmembrane domains 2 (gene Lrit2). The record is from RefSeq and is a predicted model, not a curated record. Bases 47 to 1645 code for a protein of 532 amino acids. Gene Ontology annotation, molecular function: protein binding. The transcript is spliced from 3 exons. NCBI's taxonomy places the organism in Eukaryota, Metazoa, Chordata, Mammalia, Rodentia, Caviidae.
GCUGGGGGAAGUGAUUAAAAACACACAGGAUUCCUUACACAGAAAUAUGGCUGCAGCUUUUCGGUAUUUGCUUCUAGUUCUGGAAUUUCUGGAAACGCGUGCAUCUCAGGCUUCCUGUGUGCCCGGAUGCACCUGCUCACAGGAGAGUGUCGGCAGGACUCUGUCAUGCACCUCUAUCUCUUCGGGAAACAUUCCAGGCAACCUUCCUGAAGAGUUCAAGCAAGUGCGAAUCGAAAACUCCCCCUUAUUUGAAGUCUCCCGGGGCUCUUUCAGCAACAUGAGCAUCGUGCAAUACCUUUGGCUCAACUUCAGCAACGUCACCGUGAUCCAUCCAGGAGCCCUGGACCAGCUGCGGGAUCUCAGGGAGCUGCGUCUGCAGGGGAACAAACUCCGGUCAGUACCAUGGACAGCGUUCCACGCCACCCCUCUCCUGAAGGUCUUGGAUCUGAAAGGCAACAGGAUCGAUGCACUUCCGGAGCAGGCGCUGCAGUUCCUGGUGGGCCUCACCUUCCUUGACCUGUCUUCCAAUAGGCUGACUGUUGUGUCCAGCAGUGUCUUCGGGAACUGGCUGACCUACCAGAAGCACCGGCAUCCUGUGUGUGGGGUAGAGAGUCUCUCCACCCUGGUGAUGGCGCUGCACGACAAUCCCUGGGAAUGUGACUGCCGACUAAGGGGGCUCGUCCAGUUUGUCAAGUCUAUUAGCUUCCCAGUCACCUUGGUGAACACCUACCUGAUAUGCCACAGUCCUCUCUCCAAGGCAGGGCAGCUUUUGCAUGAGAUCGAGCCCAGUGUUUGCAUGAAGCCAAAGAUCUCAACCCCCAGUGCCAAUUUCACCAUCGAGGCAGGACAGAAUGUGACCCUACGGUGCGUGGCCCAGGGCAACCCCUCACCAACCAUUGUGUGGUCCUACCCCCUGAGCAGGUGGAGAGAAUUUGCUGUGUUGACCUCGUCUGCUGUGGAAGACGCCGUCCUGUCCGAGCUGGUCAUCCCCACGGCGCGCCAGGUGGACAGCAGUAACUACACCUGCGUGGCCUCCAACGCCGUGGGCCGCAGCGCCCUGACCAUCUCCCUGCACGUCCGGCCGGCCCGGGGGUGGCCUGCAGCCGCUGCUCCCUCCGCGGCCCACGUGGAGCUGCGUGUGGCCGGGCACACGGCGCGCGGGGUCCUGCUGGAGUGGCUCGCGGUGGCCCGUGCCCCGCGGGAGCAGGGCUUCACGCUGCGCAUCGCCGCGCAGUCGGCCGGCCGGGAGGAGGUGGUGCACCUCGGCCCCGGGGUGCGCUCCUACGCGGCGCAGGACCUGCUCCCUGGCACCCGGUACGAGGCGUGCCUGAGCCCGGGCAGCCGCAGCCCGCGCCGCGGCCCCUGCGUGGUCUUCGUGACCGGCAGCGUGGGCGUGGGGCCGGAGGGCCGCAAGCGCCUGCUGCAUGCCACGGUGGUGCUGUGCGCCCUACUGCUGGCCCUGCCCGCCGUGGGCGCCUACAUGUGGGCAGCGCAGGGCGCCUGCAGCCGCAGUCCGGGCUGCUGCCCUCGCCGCCAGAGACCCCCCAGGUGUCCUCCAGCGGGGCCCCCACGCAAAGACGGCUCCUUCAGGGACCGCGUGGACAGCCACCGGGACCUGCGGGGGCACUGCGAUGACCGCAGCUGACCGGCCAGGCCUGGGGAGGAAGGGGCUGUGUCCAGGCUCUGAGACCCCGCUCGCACUGUGGUCCACGCGUGGGCAGCACUGCACGCCUUUGCUGGGCACCCGCAGCGUGCCAGACCGAGGGCACAGAGGUCGCCAGCACGGGGGGGCCCCCCCGCAGUCCUUCUCCUCCGGAGCUGAGGCCCACGGACCUCCGACCCAGCCCGCGGACUGCUUCCCUACUCACCUCGACUGGAAGGGAAUCCAUGCAGCAAUCUGCAUUUGCACGGCCCUAGCCCAGGUACACGACUACACGGGCACUGACAUACAUUUGACAUGGCUUGUCCUGUCAAAUGGAAGCGUGAAUGCCCUGUCUACAGGCGAAGAAGCUUAAGCCUGGGAGUUCAGUGAUUUCCCCAGCAUUGCCAUCUGGAGGUGCCCCUCAAAAGAGACUAUUAUGCCCAAGGAGGCUGAGGCAGGAAGCUUGCAAACUCAAGCUGAGCCUGCGCAACUUAGUGAGGCCCUUCACGAAAAUAAAAAAGGCUGAGUUCAGUGCAAAGGCCCCGGGUUCCACCCCCACGGCCACAGACACACACUGCUCCCACUAUUCUCAUCAAAUAGAGGCAGCAGGGCAGGGACCGACCUUUCUCACCAGGCCGCUACACUCAUCCAUCACUAGGGUCAGUGAUGAUGGAAAAAAAACUUUUAAGGGGCUUUUUUUUUUUUCUUUUUCCUUUUCGGUACUGGGAAUCGAACUUAGGGAUUCAUGCUUACCAGUCAGGAACUGCCCCACUGAGCUACAUCCCUGGCCCAAAAGAAUUUUUUAAACACAAGCCUCACUUUUGUAGUUCAGGCUGGCCUUGAUCUCACAGUGAUCUUCCUGCCUCAGCCUCCUGAGUGCUGGGAUUACAAGUGUGCACCACCAUGCCCGGUGGUGGAAAUAAAUUUUUAACAACUCAA